This is a messenger RNA of Trifolium pratense (red clover), 1647 nucleotides long. RefSeq names its product protein FAR1-RELATED SEQUENCE 1. NCBI's taxonomy places the organism in Eukaryota, Viridiplantae, Streptophyta, Magnoliopsida, Fabales, Fabaceae. Bases 163 to 930 code for a protein of 255 amino acids. The record is from RefSeq and is a predicted model, not a curated record. The transcript is spliced from 3 exons.
AUUUUGACACGUAAUAAGACACUUGGGAAUUAUAUGUGCUUUACCUUACCUAAAUAUCUUCUUUUGUAUUCUGGUGUUUCUCUCUGAAGAAGCGCUUAUCAUAGAAUCAGACAAUAAUCAGAGAGUUUCUAGUUUCAGCUUUCUACAACCAUCGAUUUUCUGAUGGAGUUAGGGAUUGAUGGCUCUGUUAAUUGCGAUGCAGUAAGAGAUGCUAUCGAUGCAGUAAGAGAUGCUGUCAUGGUUGAAGUCGGUAGCAUACCUGAUGAAAACAUAGAAGAAGAAAGUUCUGCUGAACCAACUUACAAACAAGACCAAGAUGAUAACGUGACUCAAGAUUCUUCUGCAGGAGCAUUAACAAUUCCCUCAGCAGUUCCCACACUACCGGACGGUUCUGCUGAUGAGCCCUAUGUGGGUCAGGAGUUCGAGUCGGAAGCAGCAGCACAUGCCUUUUAUAAUGCAUACGCAGCCGAGGUUGGAUUCAUCAUACGCGUAAGCAAACUCUCACGAUCAAGGCGUGACGGAACUGCUAUUGGACGCGCUCUUGUUUGCAACAAAGAGGGUUACAGAAUGCCUGAUAAGCGCGAAAAGAUCGUAAGACAAAGGGCAGAGACAAGGGUUGGUUGUAGGGCAAUGAUUAUGAUGAGGAAAAUUAAUUCUGGUAAAUGGGUUAUUACAAAGUUUGUAAAGGAGCACACACAUCCCUUGAAUCCCGGAAGUAAUAGAAGGGAUUGCAUGUUUGAACAAUAUCCGUCUCAGAACGAACAUGAUAAAAUCCGCGAAUUAUCUCAGCAGUUGGCAAUAGAGAAGAAGCGAUCAGUAACUUAUAAAAGACAACUUGAAGUGAUAUUUGAUUAUAUCGAGGAGCAUAAUGUGACCCUUUCACACAAAAUACAGCACAUAGUAGACAGUGUGAAGCAGAUGGAAACCUAAAGAAGAAGAAGAAGAUAAUCAUUGAUAGCUUCAGCUUUCAAUUAUCUAGUUUUUUUUUUAAUCAUUACUAUUAUUCAAUCUACUGUCAGUGUCCAAAAAUGCCCCAAAAUGAGGUGUGCAAUAAUAUCGGAAUUGGAUUCUGUGCAGUCACACUGCAUUCAGUUAGGACAUCUGGACCGUCCGAUCAAUAUCAGGCGGUUCAGAUUUUAAUAUCAGAUUUUAACUGUUUUAUAAGUAUAAAAUUCAAGCUAAAAAUUUGGACUGUCUGAUCUUAAUCAAAAGGUCCAGAUAUGACCGAGUGGAAUGCAGUCACCUCUCUCCGACUGCAUAGAAUCCGGAUUCUAUAAUAUCCAAUAAUAACUGCUGUCAUAGGUAUCUACUUAUAGUAUUUGGUUAAAUAGUUCAGUGUGAUGCAAUGGUAUUCAUAGAAUUGCUUUUUAUUUAUGCUGUCAAAUUUAGUUUAGUAGAAGAAACUAGUUUCAAUCAAAUGUAUAGGCACUUUGAGUCCAUUCAUAUGAAGUUGCUGCUAACAGCUAUGAUAACUCAUAAAAGGCAUUCAUAUGUACUGAUAGAGCUUAAUUAAUCCGUUGCUGAUUUUGUAAAAUUUGAUCUAAGCUUGUCCCCUUUGUAUAGAUCGGUCUACAUGGACCAGGCGCGUAUUGUAACAUUGACCCGAAACAAUAUGUAUUUCUCUAACUAAUGGUGUUUGAACUUGUA